Messenger RNA from Selaginella moellendorffii, 3906 nucleotides. RefSeq names its product RAB6A-GEF complex partner protein 1. NCBI's taxonomy places the organism in Eukaryota, Viridiplantae, Streptophyta, Lycopodiopsida, Selaginellales, Selaginellaceae. The record is from RefSeq and is a predicted model, not a curated record. Gene Ontology annotation, biological process: intracellular protein transport; retrograde transport, endosome to Golgi. Gene Ontology annotation, cellular component: Ric1-Rgp1 guanyl-nucleotide exchange factor complex; Golgi membrane; cytosol. Bases 201 to 3389 code for a protein of 1062 amino acids. Gene Ontology annotation, molecular function: protein binding. The transcript has 24 exons.
ACUAGGGUUUCUCGCGAUUCAGCUGGCGAUCUCCAAUGCGGGAGCUGGAGAGAUCGCAGAUCCAGGCCCGUUGGGAGGAUUCGCGUCGAGAUUACAGGUAGCGCUGGAGGAUGGGUGGGAUUUUGCGAGAGGAUUCGGGAAUGUAGCCAGCGGCCCGGUGGAUUUUGUAAAUCGCGCGUGCUCGCUCGCCCGCGGCCACCAUGAUGAUGGCUUAUGGAUGGCCGAGGCUCUUCCCGCUGUCAGCUUCGUCGCGGCAAUUCGUCAUCUAUCUGAAGGUCUUGGAGGAUUUGCUGCUUGUUGUGACCAAGAGCGAGAUAGAAAUAUGGAGCUUCGCACAGCAUAGAAUAAAGCUCGGGCAUUGCGUUAGAGAAGCGUCAUCUUUGGACAAGGAAGGGCCAAAUGCGUUUGCGGUCUGGAAAGCCGAUGGAAAAUCUCUUGCUGUCAUUACUGCUGGCUUUUUUUUCUCUGUCUAUGAGAUUGCCAUCUCUGGCAAGAAGCUUGCCGAUGCAAACCAUGCGGUCGACUUACUCCAUUUCAAAUGUGGCUUCAACACUAGACUGUCUCAAAGAGUGACAGCACUUACGAGUGACGAUGCGUCGAUCCUCCUCGGCUUGUCAGAUGGUUCCUUGACAGUGAUGUCUUGGACGGGAGAGGAAGUGGGGAACGUCAAACUUCGCGGCGGCUUUGUUCCGUUAGUCGGCAUCCUGCCUCUUUCCGUGGAAAAUGGAAAUUUGGAAUCAUCUGGCCUGGGAGUUGUUCAACUUGAAACGUCAACUGUCUUGCAAAUGCUGGUGGUGGUUUUUAUCGAUGGUCGUGUCCUUCAGUGCUCGAUCGACCGUAGGAGCCCAGCUGAUAUCAAGCCGGAAAAAUGGGCCUCUAUAUUUGAUGCUGUUUGCACAUCCAUCGGCCAGCAACUCCAGUUGCUAGCAGUCGGCUCAAGACGUGGAACAGUCGAGCUCUUAAACUUGGCUGAUAACCUCUCUCAUAUUCGGACCAUUUCGCUCUUGGACUGGGGGUAUUCCGUAGAGGACACUGGCUCCGUCGCGUCCAUGAGCUGGACACCUGAUAACUCUUCGCUUGCUGUUGGAUGGAAGAACAGGGGGAUUUCUGUGUGGUCUGUCUCGGGCUGUCGACUUAUGUGCUCCAUCCGCCAAGGGAGUGUAAGUAAUGCAUUUUCUCCUGCUUCAUCUGGAGUUGACGCAUCGAGACAUGAGCCUUUGGCAAAUGGUGCAGCACAUUUGGCUUGGGGACCGCAUGGCUUCAGCUUAAUAGCUGCCGGGCCAAGAAACGUUAAGGGGCUUCUGGAGUUUUCUUUCGCCAAAAGUUCUCUAAAACGAUGUGUAUCCGGGAGUUCUCAUAUCCUGGAUGUACUUUAUGGAGAAGACAGAUUGCUCCUUGUUGAGUUUGACGAGGAAGACGAGCUUAAGUUACGGCAUCUGAUGAUUCCGAAAACUUACAUAAGUGAAGGCUGGCCGGUGAGGCAUGUGGCUAUUAACGAAGACGGAAGCUAUUUGGCAAUAGCUGGCAAGCAGGGUGUGAUUCUUUACGACGUUUUGAUGAAGAGGUGGCGUGUCUUUGGCGACAUAACGCAAGAGCGGCAGAUUCGCUGCUUCCAGUUGAUCUGGCUUGACAAAAUCAUAGUUCUACUCAAUUAUCGUGAGGCGACUGAUUCGUAUGAAUUAAGUCUGUAUCCAAGGUUUCAUCUUGAUGAGAGCUCGCUGUUGUGCCGCAAGAUGCUGCCUGGGAAUCCUAUAACGAUGGACAUCUGGCAGCAGUACAUCCUCGUUGCAUUUGCUCCUUUUGAUCUGAGGAUUUUUCGUGUCACCAUGGAUGGGAAUGUAACUCCUUUCAAGGUUCCAGUUGUCCAGCUAGACACAGUACGAGAGCUGUCAAUUGUUAGUGUCAAAAGGGCUCCUGUGGCACUGCAGUUAGUACCACCACAAAGAAGCCCGGAAUCAUCUCAGCAACCUGGCAGGUGCGUGGUUUUGCGUAACGAUGGAGAGCUAUCAAUACUUGACCUUGACAAAGGCAGUGAACGAAGCCUUGCAACUGGUAUCGAGAGAUACUGGCUGACGUCCGGCAAUGCACAUAUCAAGGGUCUAGCGGAAGAAAUAUCCUGGUGGGCGUAUGGUCACCAGGGAAUGCAGGUCUGGUACCCGUCGUCUUUGUCGGCUGAUAAAACGUCACAGCUGGACCCUGAAAUUGGGUUCGAUAGAGAAGUUUAUCCGUUGGCUCUUUGCCCUUCUGCUGGUGUUCUUGUCGGGGUCUCACAACGCUUGUCGGUAUCAACAUGCAGCGAGAUGCCGUGUUUUGAGCCAAUUCCUCAAGCCGAAACUAUUCUUCCUUGUUUGCUUCAUCAUUUACUUCAGCGUAACAAGCAAGACGAGGCGUUGCAGCUCGCAAAGCUGUCUGCAAGAAAUCCACACUUUUCUCACUCUUUGGAAUGGCUGCUCUUCAGAGUCUUUGACGGUGCAAUAUUCAGACAGAAUCCCAAAUCCAACCUGGAAGUCUCGACAAAAAAGACUAGUCUCCUCGAGCAAGUAUGCGACCUGAUACGCAAUUUUCCAGAAUAUCCAGAUGUAGUUGUCAGCGUCGCUAGGAAAACAGAUGGUCGUCACUGGCCUCUACUUUUUGCCGCCGCAGGAGACUCUACAAAACUUUUUGAGGAAUGCUUUGAAAGAAAGAGUUACCAUACCGCAACGUGUUACAUCUUGGUGAUUGCUAAACUGGAAGGUCCGUCCGUAAGCCAACGGGGAGCUCUUCGUUUGCUACAGGCAACACUAGAUGAAUUUAUGUAUGAACUUGCUGGAGAAUUGGUUCAGUUUCUGUUGAGAAUCGGGCGUGAGUACGAAAAUUCUGAUAAGGAGCUCGGUAGAAGUAACAGUAAUACAUUGACCACAUUCUUUCUUAGAUUGCCGUCGUCGACCAGACGGGCGUCAUUGAGUGAGACAGAUCUUCUCACGUCCACAGUUAGAAAGAUUUUGGAGGAUCAUGCCGUGGGUUUGAUGUCAAGGAGAGCUCUGUCCGAUCUUGUUGCAUUUGUCAAGGAAACUCAGUUCAAUCUCACGAAAUUUCUGCAGGCCGAAAGAGAUAAGUCAGCGAGAUUAGAUGACUUCGCCUCCGCUCUUCGAUCAAUGAGUGAAAAGCUUUGCAUGGACGUCCUCCAGAACAGGCUUGAUGCCGAGUUUUUGCUGGCACACAUGUGUACCGUCGGGUUCCGAGAAUGGAUUGUGGUGCUUUCGACGCUUUUGAGGCGCGUCGAGCUUCUGGUGGAGAUCUUCCGUGGUGACGUCCGCCUGUGGCAAGCGUAUAGCAGAACACUUAAAUCGCAUCGAGAUUUUGUCGAGUACCAGGACCUCCUUGUAGAGCUGGAGAGCUCCUUGGCAUAAAAUGGACACUGUAAAUUUUUGCUACUUGUUUAUGUCUUCCAACCAGAGACCUUUUGUCGAGUGUGUGCGAAAGUGGUAGACGAAAAAGAAGAGAAGCAAGGCGGUACAGGACACGGGGAAACACAAGAGUAAGAUUGCUAUUAUUCCCGAGAGUGAUGACAGCGCAGCAGUGAUUCCAUAGCGCAAGUUGAGUUGUCACGACCGGCAACAAAGGUGUCAAAGAAAGAAGGCGAGCUGUGCUCAAAGCGCUGGAUCUCUAGACAACCCCGGCGCUGUUGGCACUGGCGUGGAUGGAGGAGGGAUGAUCGAUCAUAAAGCGAAAGUGAAACAAGCAGUGCAAAAAAAAAACUCCAGUAAGAUUCCUGUCGCGAAGCAAAGCAGGGAAUCAUUCAGUGUUCUUCGCCGCCCGCGCAAACUUUUUUCUCGUGUAGUUUGGGCUUUGUUUCCCAUGCGAAUGGUUUGGCGCAUCACGAAAUAAUCGUAGGAGCAAACAGCGCAGCCAUCAAGCGCACAUUGA